CCGCCGCCGCCUCGGAGCCACUGCGCUGCAGACACAGGCCGCACCAUGAAGCCGGCCCUCUUACCCUGGGUCCUGCUGCUGCUGGCGACAGCCCCUGGCCCAGGCCCUGGGCCCACAGCAGAUGCCCAGGAGAGCUGCUCCAUGCGCUGUGGGUCCCUGACCGGGCCAUGUUCCUGCCACCCAACCUGCUCUGGCCUCGGCACCUGCUGCUCAGACUUCCAUGACUUCUGCCUGGAGAUCUCGCCCUACUCGGGCUCCAUCAUGGGCGGCAAGGACUUUGUGGUGCAGCACUUCAAGACGUUCAGCCCCACAGACGGGGUGAUCUGCAGGUUUAAGGAGAGCAUCCAGACACUCGGUCACGUGGACUCCUCUGGGCAGGUGCACUGCGUGUCGCCCCUGCUCUAUGAGAGUGGCCGCAUCCCCUUCACCAUUUCGCUGGACAAUGGCCGUUCCUUCCCUCGCUCAGGCACCUGGCUGGCUGUGCACCCCAACAAAGUGUCGAUGACAGAGAAGAGCCAUUUGGUGAACGAGACAUACUGGCAGUAUUAUGGCACCUCCAAUGCCACCGGCAACCUCAGCCUGACCUGGCUUCCAGAAGCACUGCCCACCCAGGCUGUCACCAUCGAGCUGUGGGGCUAUGAGGAGAUAGGGAAGCCAUACUCAGAGGAGUGGACAGCAAAGUGGUCAUACUUGUACCCCCUGGCCACAAACAUCCCCAACUCUGGCUUCUUCACCUUCACUCCAAAGCCUGCUCCUGCCGACUACCAGGGAUGGAGAGUGGGUGCACUUCGGAUCAUCGACAGCAAGAACUACGCUGGAAAGAAGGAUGUGCAGGCACUCUGGACCAACGACCACGCGCUGGCCUGGCAUCUGGGUGAUGACUUCCGGGCAGACCCCAUGGGCUGGGCCAGCACGCAGUGCCAGGCCUGGGAGGACCUGGAGAACCAGCUGCCCAAAUUCCUGGACGAGCUGCCUGACUGCCCCUGCACCCUGGAGCAGGCCCGGGCCGACUCUGGCCGCUUCCAUACGGACUAUGGCUGUGACAUGGAGCAGGGCAGCGUGUGCACCUACCACCCGGGGGCCAUACACUGUGUGCGCUCCGUGCAGGCCAGCCCCCGAUAUGGCUCGGGCCAGCAGUGCUGCUACACAGAAGACGGCACGCAGCUCCUGACGGCUGACUCGAGCAGCGGCAGCACCCCGGACCGCGGCCAUGACUGGGGCGCACCCCCAUUCCGCACGCCUCCCCGCGUGCCCGGCAUGUCACACUGGCUCUACGAUGUGCUCAGCUUCUAUUACUGCUGCCUCUGGGCAUCCAACUGCUCCCGCUACAUGGAGCUGCGGCCCUCCAGUGACUGCCGCAACUACCAGCCCUCGCGCCUGGCUUCUGCCUUUGGAGACCCGCACUUUGUGACCUUCGAUGGCACCAGCUUCACGUUCAAUGGGCGUGGCGAGUAUGUGCUGCUAGAGGCAGCGCUGACUGACCUGAGGGUGCAGGCUCGGGCCCAGCCUGGGACAAUGCCCGAUGGCACGCAGAUGCGAGGCACAGGGCUGACUGCGGUGGCCAUCCAGGAGGGCAAUUCAGAUGUGGUGGAAGUCCGACUGGCCAACAAGACAGAGGAGCUAGAGGUGCUGCUGAACCAGCAGGUGCUCAGCUUUGCCGAGCAGAGCUGGAUGGACCUGAAGGGUAUGUUUCUGUCAGUGCCUGCCAGUGACAGGGUGUCUGUCAUGCUGGCAUCGGGGGCUGGCAUGGAGGUCAGCGUGCAGGGCCCAUUCCUGAGUGUGUCCGUCCUGCUGCCUGAUAAGUUCCUCACCCACACCCGUGGCCUCCUUGGGACUCUCAACAAUGACCCCACAGACGACUUCACCCUCCGCAGUGGGCAGGUCUUGUCCCCCAGCACCAGUCCCCGGGAGCUGUUCCAGUUUGGAGCUGACUGGGCAGUGCACAACGCAUCCUCCCUGCUCACCUACGACUCCUGGUUCCUGGUCCACAACUUCCUGUACCAACCCAAGCAUGACCCCACAUUUGAACCCCUCUUCCCUGGCGAGACCACCCUCAGCCCCAGCCAGGCACAAGAAGCUGCCAAGUUAUGUGGGGACGAUCAUUUCUGCAAUUUUGACGUGAUGGCUACUGGCAGCCUGAGCAUGGGUAACACCACACGGGUGGCUCACCAGCUGCACCAGCAUCGUGUGCAAAGCCUGCAGCCAGUGGUGUCCUGCGGCCGACUGGGCCCCCCUUCCAAUGGACAAAAGGAGGGCAACAGGUACUUGAUGGACUCCAUCGUCAGCUUCCACUGCAAUGAUGGUUACAGCCUGGAGGGGGCAGGGAUCAGCACCUGCCAAGCCGACGGCACCUGGUCCACGCCCACCCCAAGGUGCCAGCCAGGGCGGAGCUACGCGGUGCUGCUGGGCAUCAUCUUCGGAGGCCUUGCGGUGGUAGCUGCGGUCAUGCUUGCCUACGUGCUCCUGCGCCACAGAAAGGGCAACAUACACGUCUGGGGCUCACAGCCCUGACAGGAGCCACUCAGCCAGCAGCACCAGGCCAAGGCCCUGCCUCCCAGAAGACAGCCUGGAUCCCCGAGGACAUGCACCCCAGUCCUGCGACCUCUGCAUCCUUAGGACCAGACAGUGGGGAUAUGGACACCUGAUACUUGGGCCUUUGAUGCCAGACUCUGUCAUCUCAGCCCCGAGGCAGAAGGCUGGUGUUCUGAUGCCCCAGCCCCUACUGUCAGUGCUCCAUGUUGUUCCC
Messenger RNA from Carlito syrichta (Philippine tarsier), 2746 nucleotides. It is a transcript of the gene SUSD2, whose product is annotated as sushi domain containing 2. The record is from RefSeq and is a predicted model, not a curated record. The transcript has 15 exons. Lineage: Eukaryota; Metazoa; Chordata; Mammalia; Primates; Tarsiidae. The coding region runs from base 46 to 2511 and encodes 821 amino acids.